UGUCCAGGUCUUUCUGUGAAAGGUCACUGGGUGUCCCAAAGUCCAAGGCGGCCUGUCCAGUCUCUCUGAAGGCCUCCCCUCCCUGGACCGGCUGGGGGCGGGGGGGUGGGGUGACCCUGGUGCAGAGGGAGUUGAGCCGGGCCCCGGACAGCAGGCAGACCUGCUGGCCUGUCUCUUUAAAUCUCAGGUAAUUUGGGAGGAGGAGGGAGUGUCUGCACGGCCCUGCUACUCCCAGGUGGAGCUCCUGCCUAGGAGCCCGGCGGGAGUCCCAGCUCUGCCAAGUGUAACCCACUCAGAGUCUCUGUGUCUGGCCAGUGCACCUCAGGGAGACUCCUUCGGGGCCCAGGAGGCCUGAGACGGGACCUCUACGGGGAGAGGGAGGGCCAGCCCUAGGGGCUGCCGAUGUGGCCCCAAGGCUGAGUCCAGGCUGGGUCUGGCCUGGGCCCCAGCCUCCCAAGGAGCCGGCCCUACACUCCAUGGGGUUGCCGCUGCCCAAGGAGAAGGGGCUCAUUCUCUGCCUGUGGAGAAAGUUGUGUAGAUGGUUCCAGAGACAGGAGUCAUGGGCUCAGAGCCAAGAUGAGCAGAACCUGCUACAGCAGAAGCGGAUCUGGGAGUCGCCGCUCCUCCUCGCUGCCAAAGAGAAUGACGUCCAGGCUCUUACCAAGCUGCUCAAGUCUGAGGCCUGCGAUGUCCACCAGAAAGGAGCCCUGGGGGAGACAGCGCUGCACAUCGCUGCCCUCUAUGACAACCUGGAGGCCGCCCUGGUGCUGAUGGAGGCUGCCCCGGAGCUGGUCAAGGAGCCCGUCACAUGUGAGCUGUGUGAAGGUCAGACGGCACUGCACAUAGCCAUCAUGAACCAGAACAUGAACUUGGUGAAAGCCCUGCUCACCCACGGGGCCAGCGUCUCUGCAAGAGUUACAGGCCUCAAGUUCCGCCUCAGUCCCCAGAACCUCAUCUACUUUGGGGAGUAUCCUUUGUCUUUUGCUGCCUGCAUGGGCAGUGAGGAGAUGGUGAGGCUACUCAUUGAUCAUGGAGCGGACAUCCGGGCCCAGGACUCCCUGGGAAACACAGUGUUGCACAUCCUCGUCCUCCAGCCCAACAAGACCUUUGCCUGCCAGAUGUACAACCUGCUGCUGUCCUAUGACGGUCGUGGGGACCACCUACAGUCCCUGGAGCUCGUGCCCAAUCACGAGGGUCUCACCCCGUUCAAGCUGGCCGGAGUGGAGGGCAACACCGUGAUGUUCCAGCACCUGAUGCAGAAGCGGAAGCACAUCCAGUGGGUCCUCGGGCCCCUGACCUCCACUCUCUAUGACCUGACGGAGAUCGACUCCUCGGGGGAUGAGCAGUCCCUGCUGGAACUUCUUGUCACCUCCAAGAAGCGGGAGGCUCGCCAGAUCCUGGACCAGACGCCAGUGAAGGAGCUGGUGAGCCUCAAGUGGAGGAGAUACGGGCGGCGGUACUUCUGGGGGCUGGCUGCUGGGUACCUGCUGUACAUCAUCUGCUUCACCGUGUGCUGUGUCUACCGCCCCCUCAAGCCCUGGACCAACAACCAAACUGACCCCCGAGACAACACCCUCCUGCAGCAGAAGCUACUUCAGGAGGCCUACGUGACACCCAGGGACCACCUCCGGCUGGUGGGGGAGCUGGUGUCCAUCUUUGGAGCCGUGAUCAUUCUGCUCAUAGAGAUUCCAGACAUCUUCCGCGUGGGGGUCAUUCGCUUCUUUGGACAGACCAUCCUUGGCGGGCCAUUCCAUGUCCUCUUCAUCACCUAUGCCUGCAUGGUGCUGGUGACCAUGGUGAUGCGGCUCUCCAACACCGACGGCGAGGUGGUACCCAUGUCCUUCGCCCUGGUGCUGGGCUGGUGCAAUGUCAUGUACUUCGCCCGAGGAUUCCACAUGCUGGGUCCCUUCACCGUCAUGAUCCAGAAGAUGAUUUUUGGCGAUCUGAUGCGAUUCUGCUGGCUGAUGGCUGUGGUCAUCCUGGGCUUUGCCUCAGCUUUCUUUAUCAUCUUCCAGACAGAGGACCCUAACAAGCUGGGCCAUUUCUACAGUUACCCCAUGGCGCUCUUUAGCACCUUUGAGCUGUUUCUCACCAUCAUCGAUGGCCCCGCCAACUAUGACGUGGACCUGCCCUUCAUGUACAGCGUCACCUAUGCCGCCUUCGCCAUCAUUGCCGCUCUGCUCAUGCUCAACCUCCUUAUCGCCAUGAUGGGUGACACGCACUGGCGGGUGGCCCACGAGCGGGAUGAGCUCUGGCGGGCCCAGGUCGUGGCCACCACAGUGAUGCUGGAACGGAAGCUGCCUCGCUGCCUGUGGCCUCGCUCCGGGAUCUGCGGGUACAAGUUUGGGCUGGGGGACCGCUGGUUCCUGCGGGUGGAAGACAGACAGGAUAUCAACCGGCAGCGUGUCCAGCGCUAUGCCCAGGCCUUCUACAACUCGGACUCUGACGAGGACAUGGAGAAACCACGUCUGGGCGGCCCCUUCAAACCCCCCCAGUCCCUUCAUCUCCCCUCAGUGUCUCGAAGUACCUCCCGCAGCAGCACCAACUGGGAGAGGCUUCGGCAAGGGACCAUGAAGUCAGAGCUGAUGGGAGUGGUCAACAGGGCCCUGGAGGACGGGGACAGCUGGGAGUACCAGAUCUGAGUGCCUCCUGUCACUGUGGAGCCCAGCGGCAUCCAAAAACCAAAACGCCCCAGACCUCCCACCUGCCAGGUCAAGGGAGCAGAGGAGAACAAAUGGAAGCCCAGGAGUGGGGCUCACAUCUCACCCCAAAGCCAGGGCCUCACCAGGAGGACCCCGCCUCACCCACGCUGGCCCUUAGCGAAUGCGGCUGCACUGAGCAAAGCACUUUAGGAGAGGCUUGCUGCCCAGGCACCAGCCGCUACCCCGGUGUCACAGCUGCAGCCAGCUGAGGCGGCUGUGGAAAGGGUGUAAAUGAGGGAAUGGGUGCCCCCUGGGGGUGAAGCCACCUCCUACCUUCCAAUAAAGUCAUUGCCUGCUCCGUC
Molecule: messenger RNA, 3004 nt
Organism: Sus scrofa (pig)
Lineage: Eukaryota; Metazoa; Chordata; Mammalia; Artiodactyla; Suidae
Source: RefSeq, a predicted model, not a curated record